UAGUCAGUUGUUUCAAGGUUCUCGCGUUUUUAUCUCUUCACAGCAGCAGAUAAAGAUGAGGCUUCUAUUGCUAGUAUUGUUGGUAGUGACGCUAACUGAUGGAAGAAAGAAGAAAAGAGAUCGAGGGAGAAAAUAUUCUCAAGGUGAUAAAGAUAAAGAUUUGGGAGAAGAUGAAAUGCCGGACCUUAAAGAUGGGAGGAGUGAAGGGGUCAUCUUCGAAUACGGGAAAUAUGAGUACAUGAGUGUGGCACACCACGUUGGUGUAUACGAAGCAGAGGAGGCUUGUAAAAUGUGGGGCGGGGACCUGGCCUCUAUACACAGUGUACAUGAAAACAUUGCUAUCAAGGAUCACAUCAGGUCAAGGUAUGCUUGGAUAGGAGUAACUGAUAAAGAUCGUGAAGGAAGUUACAAAAACUUGGAUGGUACAGAAGUAAACUUCAGCUCUUACGCAAGGGGGCAGCCUAACAAUUACAAGAACGAGGAUUACACCAUUGUAAAAGAUAACGGGGCUUGGUACGACUCAGGACCUCCCAGAAUGGAUCACCCCUUCGGACCGCAACACGGCUACAUUUGUAAGAGGACUAGGGUGGAAGUGCUAGUACCGGAGGAGUUCUCCUGUUUCGAGAACCUGCGCUACUGGAACAUCCACGACUGUAGCAAUAAGGCAGUAAGUACGUGGGGUACCUACAAAACAAUAACGAGCGGAUCAGAGCGUCUCCCAGAGUUUUGUACAGCUGCUUACAAUUCUACUCUUUCUAGAGGAAAGGAGCUGCCAGAGACUAGCACUUACAUCUUCAAGAUGACACUUGAGAGUUUGGCAGGAUUCAUGAACAGCAAUAAUAGAGGACACGUGGGCGUAGCCUUCAAUAUCAGGGAUGAGAACCACUACGACUUCAUCUACUUCAGAGUGAACACACCCCGGCACUGUUACUCUACUGGCUACAAGGACGGAGCGACAGUGCAGGUCACAUCUACUGGCUCCUGUACAGAUAUCUCUAUUAAUGGACAGGACGAUCUUAUCAUACACGUCAUAGUCAAAGGGCACAAUAUUCAGAUAAAAGCUGACGGAUUGUUAGUUAAGCAGUUCACCUCUAGAUUUCCAGGAAGAAACAGUGCAGCGGCUCUUACCAGGAACGGAAAGUACUACAAAGGAAACACAGUUGGGUUCAAGAAUACCAUGGUUUGUCAGGCUGUACAGUGUCAUAUUGAGGUGGAGGGGGGAGGAGCUGUUGAGCUGGAGUGGGAGGAAACUAUUCGCACUAAGAAGUGUGAGACGUGUCGCUGUAUGAAGUUUGGUCAGUUGGAUUGUAAGUGCGAUGAGCAGGCAGAUGUAGUGUGUGCUGCAGGCCAGGUAGCCAGCUACGAUAAGGAAUGUUGCAAGAAGUGCAUUCCCAAACCCGCUACUUGUGUUAUUACCGGAGAUCCGCACUACUUCACAUUUGAUAAAAUAUGGCACCACUUCCAGGGUGUAUGCAAGUAUGUGUUGGUAAAAACAGCUGAUUUUGAAGUUCACCAUGGUAACGAGGUACGGCAUGGCAACGCUGCAGUCACAUGGACUAAAGAAGUGAUGAUCUGGUUUAAAGACAGCGAGUACAGCAUUAAAAAGGGACAUCUCUUCUCCAUAAAUGAAAUACAAAAAGUAGUUCCUUACCGGAAAGUAUUCCCGGACGGAUACACUGUCGAUGUUAAAAAGAUUGGCGCUCACACUUACUUCAAAAUACACAAGGAGGGUUCUGAUCUCAUGACACUGAAGUUUGACGGUAAUCACAGAAUAGAAAUAGAACUAGAGGGACUAUACAAGGGCACCACUCAAGGUUUGUGUGGGACCUGGAACGAUAACAAGCAGGACGAGUACCAGACAAGAGAAGGAGCGCUCACAGACGACCUUAAUCAGUUCGGGAACAGUUGGAAGGAAAAAGACGAGGAGUUUUGUCCGGACCCACCUCCCCCUCCCCACGUGUGUGAUGACCAACCUGAACUAUGGGACAUUGCACGUGACGUUUGCUCCAAACUCAACGAGACGAUGUUCUCCUCUUGUCACUCUGUUGUGGAUAGAUCUGGUUUCUAUGAGGCAUGUCUGGUAGAUGUCUGCAUGUGUAUGGGAGACAGGCACUGCGGCUGUGCGACUGUGGCUUCUUAUGCUGACCAGUGCAGUGAGAGAGGCAUCAGCGUCAACUGGAGAACUGCUCAAUUCUGUCCCCUGCCAUGUGACAAUGAUUUCCAGUUUAACCACUGCGGAUCAGAAUGUGCAGCUACAUGCUCCGACCCUGAUCCUGACUGUGAUAGAAGUGUUUGUGUGGAAGGAUGUUUUUGCCCCCCUGGUAAGGUGUUCUUUGAUAACGCGUGUAUUGAACCUAAAGACUGUGUUUGCACGUGGGAAGGAGAAAUAAGAGAUAUUGGUGAUGUGUGGGAUAACCAGGAGACUUGUAAAACAUGCACGUGUGUAGAUGCAGGUAAUAUAAUCUGCAAUAACACUAUUUGUGAGGAGUGUCCAGAGGGACAUGUACCUAUAGUGAUCGAUGAAGAAGAAUGUUGUCCCACCUGUGUUACAAACUGGUUAAUAGCAGUAGAUGAUAAGUUGGACUUCAAACGGAAAGUGGGGGACUCAGUAACGUUCGGGGUCGAGAUACAUUUACCAGUAGACAUCCCGGCAGAGAGACUAAAAUGGGAAAAGAGGAGACAAGAGAACUUCUUACAGACUAAGAAAUACGAUAUAUCAGAGGACAGGACACAGCUCACUGUCAACGAUUUGACACUGCAAGAUGAAGGGAUCUACAGACUGCGAGCCUGUAUUGAUAAGGAAAACACAGUCUGUGGGAGUCUGGAGUUCAGACUGAGUGUUAAAAACGACAUUAUUAUCGCUGUUGACCCGGAUCAAACUGUAUCAGAGCUGGAGACGGUUACAUUUGGAGUAGUUAUAGUCGGUGUAGAGCCUGAACCGGGUUGGAACCAGCUGAUGUGGUUACACGAGGAUAAGGAACUGUUGCCUCCCUCAACUAAUAGAAUUCUAGCAAAGAACUCUCGCAGGAACCUCACAAUAACUAAUGUAGUCAAGGCAGACCAGGGUAACUACAGAUGCGGGUUGACACUAUCUGACGGUAGUUAUCACAGUGCAGACUUCAUACUGACUGUAGACGAGGGAGAUACGGAAAAUAUACUAGUUGCUGUUCAGACACCAGUAACUGCAAUGCAUAGCAGCUCAGUUACCUUAGCGGUAAAGACAAGCAUUAAAAAUGUGCCACCCACCUCUUUUACUUGGAUCAGAAACAACGCUUAUAUCGACUCUGUCAACGACCCUAAAUACUCGUUUGUUAACUACAGAAAAGGUUUGGUAAUAAGAGACGUAAAGGAGUCCGACACUGGUGUUUAUACUGCGCAGAUGAUGUACGGUAAAAUACACGUCCGAGCUGACAUUCACCUUCGUAUCAACAGUGCUGAGGUGGAUAUUCGAGCGGAGAACAGCCCCUUAAAGACAGUGGUCGGACAAACCGCUCACUUUUUAGUUACAAUUGACAGUGUUCAAACCGUCCCCUGGAGGAGCGUAGAGUGGUACAAGAUAUCUAGUGACGGAGAGAGCAGAGAGAAGAAGUUAACACCCCCGUCAGGGAGGUACAAGACACCGGACAGCAGGCGGAAACUGGUCAUACAAGCUGUUCAGAAGUCUGAUGAAGGUUUUUACGAAGUGGAGGUGAAUCACAAAGGAUCUGUUGUCAAGGCAACAGUAGAACUGCAGGUGCUAGAAAGCAAAUGGGUCAAUUCUCAGUAGUGCCUUAUAUGGACAUCACGUGUAGUGCCUUAUAUGGACAUCACGUGGAGUACUGAUCGGGAACGAUGUAAAAUUACAAUCUAUAAUAAGAGGGCUUUUAAAUUUUGAUGAAGAUUAACUCUUGCUUUUGAAUUGAUAUUUUCAGAUUGAAAUUGUGACCUUUGAUUUCAUUUGUGUUUUGAAUGGGCAUAAUCGAACUGGUAAUAAUUGGACUGGUAAUAAUUGAACUGGUAAUAAUCGAACUGGUAAUAAUCGAACUGGUAAUGCAAUGAUGAUUUGAACCACUUUAUUAUGUAUGAUUGAAUUAUUAGCAUGUUAAUGUACCAUUCUGCAAUUAAUAAAGUUUAAAAA
Messenger RNA from Bolinopsis microptera, 4117 nucleotides. RefSeq lists its product as uncharacterized. The record is from RefSeq and is a predicted model, not a curated record. The coding region runs from base 56 to 3766 and encodes 1236 amino acids. Gene Ontology annotation, cellular component: extracellular matrix. Gene Ontology annotation, molecular function: protein binding. The transcript has 32 exons. NCBI's taxonomy places the organism in Eukaryota, Metazoa, Ctenophora, Tentaculata, Lobata, Bolinopsidae.